This is a messenger RNA of Seriola aureovittata, 790 nucleotides long. RefSeq lists its product as uncharacterized. Gene Ontology annotation, molecular function: protein binding. The coding region runs from base 316 to 642 and encodes 108 amino acids. NCBI's taxonomy places the organism in Eukaryota, Metazoa, Chordata, Actinopteri, Carangiformes, Carangidae. The transcript has 2 exons. The record is from RefSeq and is a predicted model, not a curated record.
CAAAGAGCGAGUAACACCUGCAUGUGGGAAGCACAAGAACAACACCAACUCAAACCAGUUACACACACACAAAAACUUUGUUGACUUUCAUUUAACAUUUUAAGCUGACUUUGAUGCUGGUUGUACAUAAGGAGGAAACAAGAAGCGGGGAAAAAAUAACAGCAACAAUUAAAAGGUGAAAGUGAAAGUAUCAUCAGCCCGUCCUACGUCAUUUCCCGCUGACUAGGCUAAACAACACCCUAAACUGGCAUUAAAGGCAUUCAGAGGCACAGGCGACCGGAGCGCGGGACCUCGCACGCAGAAAAACGGCACAAAAUGGGCAAAAUCUACCAAGUGAUGGUGCACGGGCUGAGGGGUGAGAAGAUGCUCGUCGACCUGUGCAACACCGAGGAGCAGAUGCAGAGCAUGACGGUGCUGCAGCUGAAGGAGAAGAUAGCCACGAGGCUCCCCGACGGCGCAGGAAAAGACGAUGUGCGGCUGAUCUUCACAGACAUGCAUCUGGAUGGAGACACCAAGCAGCUCUCUGAGUUUGGAAUCCAGCACAUGUCCGUCAUCCAAAUGGUGUUGAGGGUUCAUGGCGGACUCCACCAUCUCCACCUCCCAGCACUGCCACCAGCACAUCUUCUGCUGCUGCUUCAUUAAGUCUCCUGACAAUGUUUACAAAGGAUAAAACUUUAUACUGUUUGGGGUAUUUUCUUGCAUUAAUCCUCGAAUGUUCCCAUGUUAGCUUUUAAAGAUGUUUGAAAAAUCAGUUGUUGUUGCAUAAUAAAAUCAUGUUGUCUCUUUAAUA